Messenger RNA from Osmia bicornis bicornis, 2554 nucleotides. RefSeq names its product guanine nucleotide-binding protein G(q) subunit alpha (gene Galphaq). Bases 1129 to 2319 code for a protein of 396 amino acids. The transcript has 9 exons. Gene Ontology annotation, cellular component: heterotrimeric G-protein complex. NCBI's taxonomy places the organism in Eukaryota, Metazoa, Arthropoda, Insecta, Hymenoptera, Megachilidae. Gene Ontology annotation, molecular function: guanyl nucleotide binding; GTPase activity; G-protein beta/gamma-subunit complex binding. Gene Ontology annotation, biological process: phospholipase C-activating dopamine receptor signaling pathway; adenylate cyclase-modulating G protein-coupled receptor signaling pathway. The record is from RefSeq and is a predicted model, not a curated record.
AAAGAUAUACAGAGAGGGGGUGAAAAAGAAAGAGAGCUAAGGAGAGACAGAGAGGAAACGAAAGAGAAGGAGAUAGAGCACCGGUGGGUUACCACACCCAACCGCGCCGGGGACCGAGUGAACAAGCGAACGAGCCGUACGAGAGCUCUCUCGCGAGUAGUACGCGGGUACAGCGAGGGACCCAGGGACCGACGAUCGAGAUUCGACAGGGUACAAGUCGGAACUCUUUAGAUCUCGAUCUAACGGACCUCGCUCUCGCGAAAUUCCUCUCUCACCGGAAUCGUCGAAAUCACGCCGCGACGAAAAGGCUAAACGUGUACGCGCGUGUCCCCCCCGCUUCCUCGACAUCUCUCGCGAGUGCGUUUCACGUUUCGUCGUAAAAACGUGUGUGUGUGCAUAAAGAAGGUUAAAGGUAAACGGAUAAUAAGUGUGAAACAGAAGCGAAGGAUCGAGGGAAGCGACGAGAAAAGAGAGAAAAAAAAAACCGAGGCGUAAAGAAGCCGACACAUAGAGAGAGAGAGGAUAGGAGAAGAGACAAGCUACCGGCCGAGGUUGGUGCGUGUGCGUACAUGUGUUGAUGUGUCGCUGGCGUCGUCGAGCCCUGCCAGGAGUGCUCUGUCGCCGCGUGUGCCGAAGUUGUUGAGAAUACGGAGAUCCCGGAGCCGCAUCCGUUAAGUUUACGCUCGCGUUUACGUCGUCGCCGCCGUCGUCGUCUUUGUGGACAAGUGUCGGUGGUGAACCGUGCUAGUGGCGGUAGUGGUGGUGGUGCGAACGAUUGAGAAUUUCGUUGGUUCCGCCAGGACGAGAGGAAAGGAAACACGAGAAGAAAGCCACGAGGACGGCGACGAGACGUCGUCGCUCGUUCGCGGUAGCAAGGUAAUAUCGGCCCGACGACGAUACCGAGCCGUCGAGCCCACUGCUGUCUACGACAAACCUCGCCGCUCGGCAAUCACUCGUCACUACCGCAAAUCGCUCGUUCCCUCUCUCCCCUCCUCCCUCCCUCUCCCUCCCCCUCUCCCUCUUCCUUCUCCUCCUCCUCUUCCUCUUCAUCCUUCUUUUCCACCUCUUUCUAUUCAUUUUUCUCCUCUCUUCCUCCUCCGUCCGUCAAGGAUCCUGCCGUCCUGAGCCAUGGCGUGCUGCCUGUCGGAAGAGGCGAAGGAGCAGAAACGAAUCAAUCAAGAGAUCGAGCGGCAACUACGAAAGGACAAACGAGAUGCCAGGCGGGAACUCAAAUUACUACUUUUGGGUACUGGUGAAUCCGGCAAAUCCACCUUCAUCAAACAGAUGAGAAUCAUUCACGGCUCUGGUUACUCGGACGACGACAAGAGGGGGUUCAUCAAACUCGUCUAUCAAAACAUUUUCAUGGCCAUGCAGUCCAUGAUCCGAGCCAUGGAACUUCUCAAAAUCCAGUACGGGGAAUCUUCGAAUAUAGAAAAGGCAGAACUUGUACGGAGCGUAGAUUUCGAAACGGUCACAGCGUUUGAGAGUCCAUACGUAGAAGCAAUCAAGGAUUUGUGGGCAGACGCUGGCAUCCAGGAGUGUUACGAUCGCAGGCGAGAAUAUCAGCUCACAGACUCCGCUAAAUAUUACUUAAUGGAGAUAGAUCGAGUCGCGGCACCAAACUACCUCCCCACAGAACAGGACAUUCUUCGCGUGAGAGUGCCCACUACCGGUAUAAUUGAAUAUCCUUUUGACUUGGAAGAGAUCCGAUUUAGUUAUCUUAGUGAUCUAGAACGUAUCGAAAAGCCCGACUUCCUUCCUACCGAACAAGACAUUCUUCGGGCCCGAGCUCCCACAACUGGCAUUAUAGAAUAUCCGUUUGAUCUGGACUCCAUCAUAUUUAGGAUGGUAGAUGUUGGUGGACAGAGAUCAGAAAGAAGAAAGUGGAUUCACUGUUUCGAAAAUGUUACUUCUAUAAUCUUCUUAGUAGCCUUAAGCGAAUAUGAUCAAAUUUUGUUUGAGUCGGAGAACGAGAAUCGAAUGGAGGAAAGUAAGGCACUGUUCAAAACAAUCAUCACAUAUCCUUGGUUUCAACACUCCUCAGUCAUUUUGUUCCUAAACAAAAAAGAUCUGCUUGAAGAGAAGAUUAUGUAUUCCCAUCUUGUUGACUAUUUUCCUGAAUACGAUGGCCCACAGAGAAAUGCCUCAACUGCUAGAGAAUUCAUUUUAAGGAUGUUUGUCGACUUGAAUCCAGACACUGAGAAGAUCAUUUAUUCACAUUUUACAUGUGCCACAGAUACUGAAAACAUCAGAUUUGUAUUUGCAGCAGUGAAAGACACCAUUCUCCAGUCAAACUUAAAAGAGUACAAUUUGGUUUAGAUGACAAUAUAUAACACUCAAGAUGGAUUUAAAAAUUUUUCUUAUACCCUGACCAAGGUAUUAGUGUGAAUUCUGUCAAGUUACAAAUGAAGAAGAGACGAAAAAAAAAAAAGCAGAAAGUAAACAGUAAUUUUGUGGUGCCAUCAACGUACUGUUGCUGCUCCAUUACAAGUGUACCAACUAAUUAGUAAAAUUUAUGACGGAGGUAACAGCGAUGAACAAAUAUGGACCUAAA